AAAAGAAAAAUUUAUUCCGAAUAUUUAUAUUGCGAAAAGUGCUUCGUCCAAAAAUCUAUUUCAGUGCUCGAGAACGUCAGUUAAAACUGAAAACGUGGAAGUUUUGUGUCAAACAUUAACGUUUUCUAGAGUGUUUGUUCGACGUUAUAAUUUUGUGUGGAAUGAUUUUUUGAUAAAAUGGGGAUGAUUACGAGGGUCAGGGGCAGGUUGAGGAGUUUACACACUCUGCCGAAGAUCGAUCCCGAAGAGAGGAAUGAAAAAAUCGCGGAAACUGUAUGUCUCCUGUCUGUGGUUCUUUUAUUGCCGUAUUGUUCCAGAAACCACGCUCCCUUACUCUUAAGCCUCGGAGGUUGGUGUCUAGCUAGUUAUUCAUUUCUGGUAUUACCAGUGCUGAUUUCAGCCAAUUAUAAGUACCCAGUGAGAUGGUUGAGGCAACUUAGCAGUAAGAUAAUAGGUCUUUUUAUGAAAUAUUAUGGACCAGUAUGUUACGUACUCUACAGAAUAUAUGAACCUUUAGAUAGAUGCGAGAAGAUCUUCAUGAAGAUGUCAAAUAUUUCCAAUCUAACUACGCAGUUGGUCUUCUUCAUGAUGUGCGACAGAGUUCUUCUAUGCAGCUUUGGAGGCACCCAUUGUCCUCAGAAAAAAAUAACUGGAUUAUACUCCUUAAUGUUCUACAACGUCAUAGCAUACUGCACGAGCUACAUCAAAGAACUAAUAGAAAAAGAAGACUGGUCCGUCACGGUGAGGAUGACCCAACAUAGUAACAUGAAACAUGUCGCUAUGUCAGCGACGAAAAUCGUGUUGGAGUGGACGAAAGCGGUGACUUUCAUCAUUACUGUGACAUUCAUGUUGUUGGUUUUUGGUUUAGAACAAGGUUUAGAACAUUACCAGCCAACCGCUUUGUACACUUUCGUAACGUGGACUUACUACACGUGUACGGAAAAAGUUUUUGUAGAUCUCUUCUUACCGCUAUUGCUUUGGUUGAAGCUGAAAUCAAUGGAGGCUUUAGAACCCUUAUAUGCUCCGGUGCUGCUUCGUUACUACACUAUAAGUUUAGCGAUAAUUAUUGUUACGUUUCUGAGUUUCCACGGGCAAGUAAGAUUCACUAUUUUAGCAUUUUACAUAACGGUGUUUCUUAGAUCUAAAGAUUUGGUGAUGAACUCUUUGAAGCAGCUCAGAGUUGAGCAAGCUGUGUUAGGGCAGUUUAGAUACGCGACUGACGAUGAAAUUAAGAACUGUGAUGACGUUUGCGCCGUUUGCUUGAGUCCAAUGGAACGGGCGAGAGCAACGCCCUGUCAACAUUUUUUCCACGCUACCUGCUUAAGGCAGUGCUUAAAUAAUUCUCCCAAUUGCCCUAUUUGUAAAAGAGAAUACACUUUUGUACACUAACAGUAGCUUAGGUUUUUUUGUGUAAUUUAGUAUUUAGAUUCGUAAGCAACUCGGUAUAUAUUUUUACAUGUUCGUACUAUUUGUAUCAUAAUAAAAUGUAAAUAAAUUUU
Molecule: messenger RNA, 1499 nt
Organism: Psylliodes chrysocephalus
Lineage: Eukaryota; Metazoa; Arthropoda; Insecta; Coleoptera; Chrysomelidae
Source: the annotation of a GenBank genome assembly